CCCUGCGCGCUGUGGGCGGAGCGUGCGUGGAGUGUGGUCUGAGCCGGUCGAGUCGCCGCGCUCGGUGGAGUCAUGGCUGAGUGUGGCCGGGCAUCUCAGGCUCGCGCGCUCCUGCAGCAAUGCCUGCAUGCCCGGCUGCAAGUACACCCAGCCGAGGGGGACGCUGCGCCGCAGUGGGUGGAGGUUCAGAGAGGAUUAGUGAUCUAUGUGUGCUUUUUCAAGGGAGCUGAUAAAGAACUUCUUCCCAAAAUGGUUAAUACACUGUUAAAUGUGAAAUUAAGUGAAACAGAAAAUGGCAAGCACGUGUCUAUAUUGGAUCUUCCUGGAAACAUCCUUAUCAUCCCUCAAGCCACCCUUGGGGGAAGAGUGAAAGGAAGAAACAUGCAGUAUCACUCUAACUCCGGAAAAGAAGAAGGGUUAGAACUUUACUCCCAGUUUGUGACUCUGUGCGAAGAAGAACUAGCUGCUAACAGCAAGUGCGCCGAGGCUGGGGUUGUGGUGGAGCACGGUACCUACGGGAGCAGGCAGGUGCUGCAGCUGCAUACCAAUGGGCCCUACACACACCUCAUUGAGUUUUAAAAAAUUAAAAGCUGACACAAAGUGAUCUGGACCAUAAUUAGAUUUUCUUCCCUUUCUUCUCUAAUACACUAAUCUGCAGCACUUUCAGACAAAAAAAAGUCCUGGGUCCUAUCCACAACUGUGACUUACUAAUUGGGUGAUCUUGCCAAGUUAGUUACACGUUAGAUCUCAGUCACUUUUCACAGCUUUUCCCUACACUUCCACUUAAAAAUUUGAAAAAUGCUUUCUGUUCACUCUAUGGUUAUUGUGGAAAUGUUCUUAGAGAGGUGUAUGUAAGUAUUUUGCAAUGAAGAAUUUUGUGCCAUCAAGAAAAAUAUAAUUCUUAUACCCUUAAAUAUAUGUAGUAUGUAAUAAAAAUGCCUUCACCUUAAAAUUAAGUGAAAAUCCAAAUCUAUUAUACUUUUGUCAGUUCUGUUUUACUAUUUCAGUUUUCCAUAUUUUGAGUGAAAAAAAGCAAUUUACUAUUCCUUUUAAUAUCUAUGAUACAGAAAUAUAACUGCAUUAUAAUAUUAGUUCCAAAAGACAUCUAGUUGCUUUAAAUUAUUUUAAGAGUCUUUAGUUGACAUAGAAAGAAGAUACAUGGAUUAAAAUUUGUUUUAUUAAAUAUA
Molecule: messenger RNA, 1187 nt
Organism: Manis javanica (Malayan pangolin)
Lineage: Eukaryota; Metazoa; Chordata; Mammalia; Pholidota; Manidae
Gene: DTD2
Product: D-aminoacyl-tRNA deacylase 2
Biological process (GO): tRNA metabolic process
Cellular component (GO): cytoplasm
Molecular function (GO): D-tyrosyl-tRNA(Tyr) deacylase activity
Source: RefSeq, a predicted model, not a curated record